CUACAACACAAAUAUCAAGUCAACACAACAUCCAACAAUCUCUCAAGCCCUACACAAGCACCACAAACAGUCCACAACAUGGCGAACACACGAUCCAAACCACCGGCUGCAGGCCAGCCCACUCACCAAGCCACAGGCUACCACACCAAAGAAUACCUUGAGCUCGAAGCAUUAUUUGCCCAUCUCGACACGGGACAGGAUGAUGAUGACAUCCCGGACUCAGAACCCAUCUCGUCAUCAAGCCACACCGAGGAACCACAGCCAUCCCAACGACAACAAAAGACCGCCAAAAGAAAAGAGAGGCGGCACGCGGCAGAGACGUGCACCGCUUGGUUUCACCACUCCCGGAAUCCAGACGCGCAGCUUAAUAAGCAGAAACGACUUGUCCGCGCAGAGGAGCGUAGCAUGGGCACGUCGCGCACUGAACGCUGGUCUUGAGGAUGAGAGGUAAGAGUGCUGAGUUUGGGAAUGUCUGACUGAACUGCUGGUCUCGGUUCGCUGCAGCUUGACCUUGUGUACCUACUAUACGGUACGAGAUUGACGGUAAGAAGAUCUGGAAAUGUCUUGGAGUAAUCUGCUGAUGGUAUCUAGAUGCUAUCGAUACCCCCCUUUCCUUUUACGGAUUUCCUUGAUUCCGCGUCAGAAAAUAUAUAAAACC
This is a messenger RNA of Amorphotheca resinae ATCC 22711, 658 nucleotides long. RefSeq lists its product as hypothetical. The annotation marks the transcript as partial. The transcript has a single exon. Lineage: Eukaryota; Fungi; Ascomycota; Leotiomycetes; Helotiales; Amorphothecaceae. The record is from RefSeq and is a predicted model, not a curated record.